AUGGAUCCUUACAGGUACCGUCCGUCGAGCGCUUUCAAUUCUCCGUACUGGACCACAAAUUCUGGAGCUCCGAUUUGGAACAACAACUCCUCUUUGACCGUUGGAUCUAGAGGUCCAAUCCUCCUUGAGGAUUACCAUCUGGUGGAGAAGCUUGCCAAUUUUGACAGGGAGAGGAUUCCAGAGCGUGUUGUCCAUGCUAGGGGAGCCAGUGCAAAGGGUUUCUUUGAGGUUACCCAUGAUAUCUCUAGCCUCACAUGUGCUGAUUUUCUUCGGGCCCCUGGAGUUCAGACACCUGUCAUUGUCCGCUUCUCCACAGUUAUACAUGAGCGUGGCAGCCCUGAAACCCUGAGGGAUCCUCGUGGUUUUGCAGUGAAGUUUUACACCAGAGAGGGUAACUUUGAUCUUGUGGGAAACAAUUUCCCUGUCUUCUUUGUCCGUGAUGGGAUGAAAUUCCCAGACAUGGUGCACGCCCUUAAGCCCAACCCUAAGUCACACAUUCAGGAGAACUGGAGAAUUCUUGACUUCUUCUCCCACCAUCCUGAAAGUUUGCACAUGUUCACCUUCCUCUUUGACGAUUUGGGUGUUCCACAAGAUUAUAGACAUAUGGAAGGUGCUGGUGUUAACACCUACAUGCUGAUCAACAAGGCUGGGAAGGCAUACUAUGUGAAAUUUCAUUGGAAACCUACUUGUGGUGUGAAAUGUUUAUUAGAGGAUGAGGCAAUUAAAGUUGGGGGUGCAAAUCACAGUCAUGCCACUCAGGAUCUAUACGACUCAAUUGCAGCUGGCAACUAUCCCGAGUGGAAACUUUUCAUCCAGAUAAUCGAUCCUGACCAUGAAGACAAGUUUGAUUUUGACCCACUUGAUGUAACCAAGACCUGGCCUGAGGAUAUCCUGCCCUUGCAGCCAGUUGGUCGCUUGGUCUUGAAUAAGAACAUUGAUAACUUCUUUGCUGAAAACGAGCAGCUUGCUUUCUGCCCUGCUAUUGUUGUUCCUGGUAUUUACUAUUCAGAUGACAAGCUGCUCCAGACUCGAAUCUUCUCCUAUGCUGAUACCCAGAGGCACCGUCUUGGACCAAACUAUCUGCAGCUCCCUGUUAAUGCUCCCAAGUGUGCUCAUCACAACAAUCAUCAUGACGGUUUCAUGAAUUUCAUGCACAGGGAUGAGGAGGUCAACUAUUUCCCAUCAAGGUAUGAUCCAGUUCGUCAUGCUGAGAGAUUCCCCAUUCCUCCUGCUGUGUGCAGUGGAGGGCGUGAGAAGUGCGUCAUUGAGAAGGAGAACAACUUCAAGCAACCCGGAGAGAGAUACAGAUCCUGGGCAUCAGACAGGCAAGAACGAUUUGUUCGCCGAUGGGUUGAUGCCUUAUCUGAACCACGUGUCACACACGAGGUUCGCAGCAUCUGGAUCACAUACUGGUCUCAGGCUGAUAAAUCUUUGGGUCAGAAACUAGCUUCUCAUCUCAAUGUGAGACCAAGCAUCUGA
Molecule: messenger RNA, 1479 nt
Organism: Dovyalis caffra
Lineage: Eukaryota; Viridiplantae; Streptophyta; Magnoliopsida; Malpighiales; Salicaceae
Source: the annotation of a GenBank genome assembly